Messenger RNA from Nannospalax galili (Upper Galilee mountains blind mole rat), 948 nucleotides. RefSeq names its product olfactory receptor 52E5. Gene Ontology annotation, molecular function: G protein-coupled receptor activity; olfactory receptor activity. The transcript has a single exon. Lineage: Eukaryota; Metazoa; Chordata; Mammalia; Rodentia; Spalacidae. The record is from RefSeq and is a predicted model, not a curated record. Gene Ontology annotation, biological process: G protein-coupled receptor signaling pathway. Gene Ontology annotation, cellular component: membrane. Bases 7 to 948 code for a protein of 313 amino acids.
ACUAAUAUGCUUCAUACCAACAAGACACAGUUCCAUCCCUCCUCCUUCUUCCUGAUAGGGAUCCCGGGUCUGGAAGAUGUGCACCUCUGGAUCGGUUUCCCCUUCUUUGCAGUGUAUCUAAUUGCUAUCCUGGGAAACAUCAUUAUCUUAUUUGUGAUCCAAACUGAACACAGCCUCCACCAACCUAUGUUCUACUUCCUUGCCAUGUUGGCUUGCACUGAUUUGGGCUUAUCCACAGCCACAAUUCCGAAGAUGCUGGGCAUUUUCUGGUUCAAUCUCAGGGAGAUUGUGUUUGGGGCCUGCAUCACACAGAUGUACACCAUCCAUAUAUGCACUGGCCUGGAGUCUGUGGUGCUGACAGUCAUGGCCAUAGAUCGCUAUAUUGCCAUCUGCAAACCCCUGAGGUAUAGCAUGAUCCUCACCAACAAGGUGAUAGUCAUUCUGGGUGUGUUCAUCGUAAUCAGGACGUUGGUGUUUGUGACCCCUUUCAUAUUUCUUAUCCUGAGAUUGCCUUUCUGUGGUGUCCGGAUUGUCCCCCAUACUUACUGUGAACAUAUGGGUUUGGCAAAGUUAUCUUGUGCCAAUAUCAGGGUCAAUGUCAUUUAUGGAUUAAUUGCUUUCUCAGUGGGAUACAUUGACCUUUCUGUGAUUGGAUUUUCCUAUGUUCGGAUUCUCCAAGCAGUUUUCCGCCUCCCUUCCUGGAAUUCUCGGCUCAAGGCACUCAGCACCUGUGGCUCCCACGUCUGUGUCAUGUUGGCCUUCUACCUGCCUGCCCUCUUCUCCUUCAUGACACACCGCUUUGGUCACAGCAUUCCUCAUUAUAUCCACAUAAUUUUGGCCAACCUGUAUGUGGUAAUUCCCCCUGCCCUGAACCCUGUCAUCUACGGGGUCAGGACAAAACAGAUAAGAGAGCGAGUACUAAGGAUGCUUAACCCUAAAAGCCAUUGA